AUGCUACGUGACACCCUGUCCUUCUACAUUCCAUUGCAGGUGAUGUACCGGAUGAACCUGUUCGCUGUUCUCCUCUGCUUCACGAUGAACCAGAAGUACAUGUUUUACUACUUUGUACCACUCAUAUCAUUUUGGUUCACGUAUCUAUCUAUCACAAUGACGCUGUUCUUCCACGUCUUGAUGAGAAAAGGCGAUACUGGCGGAUUAGAUAUUGACAGAACAAAAUCGUCUCGGUCCGUCGUUAAACUGAUGAUUUUUGCCCUAUUGGUUUUGGCACCGAUUGAACUGCUACACCGGACGCCUUCCAUAUUUGGGACGAUAUUUUUCACCCC
This is a messenger RNA of Opisthorchis viverrini, 332 nucleotides long. RefSeq lists its product as hypothetical. NCBI's taxonomy places the organism in Eukaryota, Metazoa, Platyhelminthes, Trematoda, Opisthorchiida, Opisthorchiidae. The transcript has a single exon. The record is from RefSeq and is a predicted model, not a curated record. The annotation marks the transcript as partial.